UAGUGUAUUUAUGUUAGAAUUUGUAUAAUAAUAAACAAGUAGAGAGAUUGUAUCGUCAUCUUGGGCUAUUGGUAUUCUAAUGAAUGCAUAACUGUUUUACUAAUUGAAACAUGUAAUGUUUUUGUAUAAAGAAACAGACGGAGACUCAAUUUAGUGAUGAGCCAAAAGUGCAUUAUAAAUCAUCAACAUACGCCUAAACAGAAAAAAGCAAAGGAAACAAGAGAAGCAUGGGUACUUUCUGUCUCUCUUUCUGUUUGUUUUUGUGUGAGUGUGAGUGUGUGAGUGUGUGUGAGAGUAUAUAGGGAUAAAGUGUUUUCCUAAAAGAAAAGAAAAGAAAAAGAGCGUAUAAAUGUCAUUUUUUUUUCUAUGAAUUGUUUCUGUACACAAUCAUGUGAAAAUGAUGCGGGCCACAAUUGCCCCGAGAAUCAACUAUAAAAGUAGCAUAAGCUUCCUUCUUAUUCUUCUUUCUUCUCGAACAUGCCUCCUUACGAUAUUGUUGAUACGUGGCGAACUGUUAUCUCCCCACAAAGACUUGCUCUUUAUACACUAUUCCCCAUCUUUUGUUUACUCAUUCUAGCCAUCACACCACCACAAUUUAUGGGUACAAGGCUGAAGCAAGUCAUCUCUUUUCCAUUGAUGGCUAGUUUGUUGAUAAACCCAUUCAGCUAUAGAGAUGAAAUAAACAGCCCUUUUUGUCUUUUCUGUCAAAUGAUCCCUGUGACCAUGUUCCAGCGAUUUAGUGACAUCUUUUGGAUUCAACCUUGGCUUUACAAGAAGGAAUCGUACGUGUCUAUUGCUGAACUCAACCAUGAGAUAUGGUCGAGUGUUAGAAAGGCACCAAAAAAAGAUGCUAAACAGCCUAUCAAGGAUAAGAAAUUCUAUCAUCUUUUUCCUUCCAUGUUGUUGAAUGCAAUUGGUUUUGAUAUGGCGAUUGCUUGGGUAAAAACAUUUACAGCUAAAGAUGUGUAUGAAAUGGAAGCCAAUCCCUCUAUUAAAUACUUUAUGUUCUUUUGUGCUGGCAUCAUGUUAAUGACAACCUUGUUUAAUCUGGUGGGCAAUAUGAUGCAAUUAUGUUAUAGUGUCUUUGUUGAUAAUGGUGAUUAUGCUCCAGAGGAAUGGCGAAAUAUCAUGGAAUACCCUUUGGCUGGUACAUCUUUAGAAGACAUUUGGUCUCAUCGCUGGCAUAAAGUAUUGCGUCCUGCAUGGGUGGCAUGCGCAUUUAAGCCUGUGUUCUUUAUGGUACGCAAAUCAACUAACAAUAGCCCUCAAGGUAAACAGUUAGCCAUUGCUUUGGCUUCGUUAUCUGUCUUCUUGGCCUCAGGUAUUGCACAUGAAUAUGUUGCAUUGUGUAACACAGGCUGGUCGAUUUAUAAAGAGCACUUUAUGGGUCAAGAAAUGCUUUUCUUUGGACUUCAAGGUAUCUUGGUCAUUAUCGAAAAAGCAUUAGGCAUGUGGCUCAAGACUGUAUUGCCUGCUUCUUUUAUUCGUUCCCCCUUGGUUCUUAUGGCAAGAAAUGCCUAUGUGCUCAGUGUGGGUCUAGCUACAUUUCCUUAUUUUAUCAAUAGUUUUGCAGACUGGGGAUUCUGGAAAUUUGAUAAUUUGACACCCAUUGAACCUUUACUUAGACAAUACUUGAUUCAAACACCUUAUUUACGUCCAUUCUGUGGAUCUCUUACUUAGGUUAUAUAUAAAAUAUCUAUCUUUUGGCAU
Molecule: messenger RNA, 1710 nt
Organism: Gilbertella persicaria
Lineage: Eukaryota; Fungi; Mucoromycota; Mucoromycetes; Mucorales; Choanephoraceae
Exons: 4
Coding region: 478-1680 (400 amino acids)
Biological process (GO): lipid metabolic process
Source: RefSeq, a predicted model, not a curated record